This is a messenger RNA of Alosa sapidissima (American shad), 1730 nucleotides long. RefSeq names its product C-type lectin domain family 10 member A-like. Lineage: Eukaryota; Metazoa; Chordata; Actinopteri; Clupeiformes; Clupeidae. The transcript has 16 exons. The coding region runs from base 34 to 1494 and encodes 486 amino acids. Gene Ontology annotation, molecular function: signaling receptor activity. The record is from RefSeq and is a predicted model, not a curated record.
CACCACCAUCGUGCUGGAAACACUUACCAGAGAAUGGCCAUCGACGCCGUGUACUCCAAUGUGAACCUAAAGGCAAAGAAAAAGUCCAAGUCUGCAUUUGGUGGAGACGAUGACAGUGAUGAUGUUGACUACACAUUAAUAGACUUCACCAACUCAGGGAACAAGCAGAGAAGGCCAAACGCUGUGGACAGUGAAGCUGUCACAUACUCUGCAGUCAAAAUCCCCCAACCAGGUGUCAGCAAAGAACCAAUCCACAGAGAUGGGGCAGAGGGUGAUGAUGUAAUCUACUACAAGAUCACCCAGCCACAUAGAGAUGGUCUUUCUAGCCAGUCUUCAGCACAGCACAAUGAACCGCUUCCAACACAAAGUGGACAUACACCUGCGGCCUUCCUGGCCCAGAGUGACCCAUUCCCCAUGACAAUGAUGCUGAGGGAGACCCAGCAAAGGUUCUUUCAGAGACCCACGUUUCUGCUGUUUCUAUGCGUUCUCUUUUUCACACUGACGGUAAUUCUGGGAGUGCUCUAUUUAUUGGAGGAAAAUGCCCAUGCAGAGGCUCUCGAGAGUCUGAAGGUUCUCAACAUCAGCCAUGGAAAACUGUCUGGAGAGAAAGUAUCCUUGCUGAGACAAAUCGAUGAGCUCGAUGGAGAGAAGACAUCCAUUCAAAGUCAACUGAAUGCUGUAAACAAGAGUUUGCAAUUUGAGAUGGACACAAAUAGAAAACUUUCUUUGGAAAAAAAGACAAGAGAGUGGAAUCUUACAAGUGUGACCAGGGAUUUGGAAAAGGAGAAACAACAAAACAAACAGCUUACAAGUGACAAAGAAACAAAAGAAAAAAAACUCUCAGAUUUGAGGACUGAAAAAGAGAAUGCAGAGAGAUUGAGAGAUCAAUAUAACACUUCACUCUCUGAUACACAGAAGAGACUUGAUGAGCAGAAGAUAAGCAAUGCUUUUCUCUCCCACAUCAAGGACAGUAUUGAGGUAGAGCUGAAAAAAUAUCGAGAAACAUUUCAUAAAACCAGAGAUGAUGAACAAAAAAAGAUGUUGAACAGCGUGCUACAAGCUUUAGAGAUGGGCUGUGCCCUUGGAUGGAAAAACUUCACAGGAAAGUGCUACUUCUUCUCCUCUGAAAGUGAUACCUGGAAUCAGAGCAGAGAUGCCUGCCAGGCCAAGGGGGGACAUUUGGUUGUCAUAGACUCAGAAGGGGAAUGGGAAUUACUUAUGAAAAAGAGACCAGGAGUUACAAAGACCUCUUACUGGAUCGGCCUAACUGAUGCAGAGGAGGAGGCGACAUGGUGCUGGGUGGACAACACAGUCCUUGGUGAAAGCUACAGACACUGGAUGAACAAAGAGCCUGAUAACUGGACAGACAAGAAGAAGAAACCAGAGGGAGAAGACUGUGCCAGAACAAAUGACAUGGAAGGAAGCUGGAUGGAUGCAUUCUGUGACAAGAAGUAUCAUUAUAUUUGUGAAGCUACAGCUGCUGUGAAGCCAUGAAUCAAGUAUUAUAUUGUCAAGUUCUAUAUUUUCCUGUCAUUUUUUCAACAGUUUAUUACAAAAUGAUGUAUGUAUCAGAUAAUAAAAGCUUACUUUAUCUUGUCUAUAGCAGGUAACUUGACAGAACCAUGCACAUAUAAAAAAUGAAACUUUAUGCUUUAGAAGUCACAUUAAAGCUGUGAGGUCAUUCCCUGCUGCCAAAUGCAGUUUAAAUACAGACUUCUGUGUCUACCAGU